Messenger RNA from Symbiodinium natans, 990 nucleotides. NCBI's taxonomy places the organism in Eukaryota, Dinophyceae, Suessiales, Symbiodiniaceae. The record is from the annotation of a GenBank genome assembly.
AUGGAACUGUCCUCCUUGUGUACGAUCAUUACAACAACUUCUCCAACACCAUCCAACCCGUCGACAGAGCUGAUUUGCUCGACUCUGGAGAGUCUGGAGGAAUUUGUUCCUGAUCUGUUGCAAUGCCGUCAUAUUAUUGUUUGUGAUGGCUUCAGGGUUGCCAGUGACAGCAAGUUCCGCAGUGGUAUUGUAACAGAGGAGAGAGCAAGGGCAUACGAGCAGUACGUGGCCAGCCUCGAGAUUUUCACAAAGACGAAACCAUCGCCACUUUGGUCAACUGUGGAAGUCUUGCGUUUGGCAGAGCGGCAAGGGUUUGGAUUUGCGGUACGAGCAGCAUUGGAUCUGGUCCACACGCCGUUUGUUUGCAUCAUGCAGCAUGACAGGACGUUCAUGCGAGGGUUCCCUCAUGUGAAGCCACUGCUGAAAGCGAUGAUGCAGAAUUCUAGCUUGAAGAUGGUGGGCUUGCCGACGACUACGAACGAUCCGACGCGCUAUGUCAUCCAAGCUGUGACAAGGCUUGGGGAGAUGAAGGUUCUACACCCGCCUUUCGAAUCGUUGAUAGUGACAUCAUCUGAAUGUCCUUCCCUUCGGUUUAUCCCGAUGAUCAUGUGGCAUGACUCCACGCAUUUCGCAUCUACAAGCUACUACCGAGACUUCGUCUUUGGUCGACGGCACUUGGUGAGCCGUGGGGGGUUCAUCGAGGACAAGCUGGGCCAGCAGCAGGGAAUGGACUUGCGAUCACUGGGCUGGAGCAGCCACCAACACUAUGGGACGUUUUUGUUGGAUGAUGGGGAAACGGCGCCGGCGCGAAUGGUUGGGCACUUGGAUGGUAAGCGCUACCUCCGACAAGAAGCAAAGAUUGCCCUAGAAGCUGCCGAGCGGGCGAAGGCUUCUUGCACACCCCCGCCUGUCGAUGAUACUUCUGGUUUGGUUGUGGACGAGAUCGCUUGCGCCUGUAGAUACUAUAGGCUGCAUCGUCACCAAUCGUAA